AUGAAUAAGACCUCCUGUGAUAUCAGCUUUGACUUUACGGGCAGAUUCCUUCCUCCUGUUUUCAUCUUAGUAUUCAUCGUUGGUCUGGCGGCUAAUGGAUGGGGAUUGAAGUCUUUGAAGCUCAACUGGAAGAAACUGGGGGACAUCAAUGUUUUUGUUCUCAAUCUUGGUCUCACAGAUAUUUUAUAUCUGCUCACACUCCCAUUUCUGAUGGUGUACUAUUGUAUGGGGAGUAAAUGGAUCUUUGGAGACACAUUCUGCAAGAUAACAAGAUUCUGCUUCAACCUGAAUUUAUAUGGCAGCAUUGGGUUCCUUACUUGUAUAAGUGUGUACAGGUACCUGGCCAUUGUCCAUCCAAUGAGAGCAAUGGGAAGAUUAACAUUCACACGGUCUGUGGCUAUCUCAAUCAUGGUUUGGCUGUUGGUGAGUGUUCAAAGUCUCCCUGACAUGUUCUACAUCAAGACUUGGAGAUUUGGAAACGAGUCUGGGAAAUGCUAUGAAACCACCAGUAAGAGAUAUGUUGAGGAUUACCUGAACUAUAGCCUCGGAUGGACACUUACUGGAUUUUGCAUCCCCUUUCUCAUCACACUGGGCUGCUAUGGACAUAUGAUUGUCAUUCUCUGCCGCAAAGAUACCACUGACAAGGUACUGAAACAGAGAUGCUUGAGCUUAUUGGUCAUAUUGAUUGUUCUCUUCUGUGUUUGUUACAUCCCCUAUCAUGUACUGAAAAACCUCAACCUCUGGGCAAGAGUUCUGUCCAAACAGCGGAUAUGCUAUGAAUGGUUUAAUGGAGUCUACAUUGCUCAUCAGAUAAGUCGUGGACUUGUGUGUCUGAACAGUGCUCUCAACCCUCUGGUUUAUCUUCAUGUACAUGAAGAUAUUCCUGCUCAGCUCAGACAGCUGCUCCAGCGAGCUUGUCCCAUGUUCAGCCGUCCGCCUUCAACAAACUCUGGUAAUGUGUCGAUGACAGAAAUGACUAAUUUGAAUGGCAGAGUUUAAUAAAUGAAAAAUGUUGCUAAAAAUGCGCUUUAUAAACUUGUCUUGUGCCUUGCUUAGUUUUGUAUUUGCAAUAUGCAGCUUAUGUAACCACCA
This is a messenger RNA of Scomber scombrus (Atlantic mackerel), 1092 nucleotides long. RefSeq names its product P2Y purinoceptor 1-like. Gene Ontology annotation, biological process: G protein-coupled receptor signaling pathway. Gene Ontology annotation, cellular component: membrane. Bases 1 to 999 code for a protein of 332 amino acids. Lineage: Eukaryota; Metazoa; Chordata; Actinopteri; Scombriformes; Scombridae. The transcript has a single exon. The record is from RefSeq and is a predicted model, not a curated record. Gene Ontology annotation, molecular function: neuropeptide receptor activity.